AGCCAAUCAGCGCUCGGCUUACAUGACACUGCACAGCUGGAAGGAAGCGAUGUGUACUGUGUGUGCGGUGUGCCCGGUGUCAGCUGAUCGCCUCCAUCCCUCCCCCGAUCACACCUGGUGAUGCUUCUGUGCCCGGAGUGUAGCCGGGGAACACACACACCCGACCCCCCCCUGUACCGGGAUCCGGCCUCCGAUCACUGCUGACAAGGGUGUGUCCGAUGUUUCCGUCGAAAUUCGUUAAACAAAUUUGGAAACAAAACAAAUUGCAUAUGUCUAAUAUGUAAUGUACUAGAAAAUAAUGAUGAAGGAGAGUUUAUAGGAAAGAUGGACAACACUUGUGGUUCCAGACCAGAGCAUAUUAAAAAUAGCAGGGAAACAACCAUGAGUACUGAACUGAAUAUCCCAGUGGAUCCUUCAACCCCUGCAGUCUCUGAGCGGGAGAACAAAGGCAUGGACUACAGAGACUGGGUGAGACGCAGUUACCUGGAGCUAGUCACGUCCAAUCAUCACUCUGUGCAGGCCUUGUCCUGGAGGAAACUCUAUCUCAGCAGAGCCAAGCUAAAAGCCUCCAGCAGGACCUCUGCUUUGCUUUCUGGAUUUGCAAUGGUGGCAAUGGUGGAGGUCCAACUAGAGAUGAAAUAUGACUACCCCCAGCCAUUGCUCGUGGCAUUUAGUGCCUGCACUACUGUACUGGUGGCUGUUCACCUAUUUGCACUUCUGAUCAGCACAUGUAUCCUUCCAAAUGUUGAGGCUGUGAGUAAUAUCCACAACCUGAACUCUGUCAACGAAUCCCCACAUGAUCGCAUGCAUUACUAUAUUGAGCUAGCCUGGGGCUUCUCCACAGCUCUCGGGAUUCUCCUCUUUUUGGCUGAGGUGGUUCUUCUUUGCUGGAUUAAGUUCUUACCCAUCGACUCUCCCCAAGUCCGCAAUGAAACAGCCACCUCUCAGAAACCAAGUGGAAAUGCGGGAUGGAACUCUGCACUCGUCUCCACCAUCAUCAUGGUCCCCGUUGGUAUCAUCUUUGUCAUAUUCACCAUUCACUUUUAUCGCACGUUGGUGAGGCACAAAACUGAGCGCCACCACCGAGAAAUCGAAGAGCUCCACAAACUGAAAAUCCAGCUAGAUGGGCAUGACCGGGGCAUAAAUGUGGUGUGAAGAUGGAGAAGCGACAAAGUUAUUCAGCAAGUGCCACUGGUCUACCCAUCGAUCUGUUGCUGAGCAGUUUGGAAAGCUUGGGCUUUUUACAGUGCCCAGACUUAUAGCCAAGUGGCUAAAAGAUUGAAUUCCUCCAUGCUGCAGCUUAUAUGUAUAUUCCUACGCCUACUACUGAAAAUGAAUAUAGGAGAAAAGGGAAAAAUCAAAAAUUUUGUUAUAAGAAUGGAAGCAUCUAUAUACAGUUCUAGGCAAAUACUAUACAAUUGCAAAACAUUUAUAAGUGCCAUCAACAUUUUCAAAGUAAACUGUACUUUCCCCCCUAGGGCAAAGAAACGGGUUACAUUUAAUGUAGACCUCCUUAGCAAUGUAUACUUACCUUCCUUUCACUUACUCACUACUCCGUUCAACCUCCAGGAGUGAAGGAGAGACCUGUGUAAGCUACAGGCCGCUCUAGUCAUAGAAUGCAAAAGGCAAUGAACUCACCAUGUGGCAGAGCUGUAACAUGGAGUAAAUCACAAGCUCUUUUUAUACCUGAAAGUGCCAUGUAUUUUAAUCAGCUCCUGGCGCUAAACGGAUCAGUGGUGUAUUUAAAGAAAAGAUAAGUAUAUGUUCUGGGACUUCGAGUAAAGCACAUGUUUGCUUUAAAGAGGGUCCAAAGCCAAAAACUGAAAUGUAAUAUAUUGUAGUUUACCAGUC
Molecule: messenger RNA, 1851 nt
Organism: Rana temporaria (common frog)
Lineage: Eukaryota; Metazoa; Chordata; Amphibia; Anura; Ranidae
Gene: ORAI2
Product: ORAI calcium release-activated calcium modulator 2
Exons: 4
Coding region: 325-1155 (276 amino acids)
Biological process (GO): store-operated calcium entry
Cellular component (GO): membrane
Molecular function (GO): store-operated calcium channel activity
Source: RefSeq, a predicted model, not a curated record